Molecule: messenger RNA, 1311 nt
Organism: Phaeoacremonium minimum UCRPA7
Lineage: Eukaryota; Fungi; Ascomycota; Sordariomycetes; Togniniales; Togniniaceae
Product: putative multidrug resistance protein
Exons: 3
Coding region: 1-1311 (436 amino acids)
Biological process (GO): xenobiotic detoxification by transmembrane export across the plasma membrane
Molecular function (GO): fluconazole transmembrane transporter activity
Source: RefSeq, a predicted model, not a curated record
AUGGUGGACGAGGCAGGAGGAUUGAUCCAGAGAAAGGUCGAGACCUAUACAUCGUCGAUUGGUAUGGGCCAGAUGAUCCGGAGGCAAAACCCUCAGAAUUGGUCGCGACCCAAGAAGUUCUUUGUCACCUUCGAGAUAUGCUUCCUGACAUUCUCCGUCUACAUCGGCUCGGCCAUCUAUUCAGCGGGAAUACUGGGCGUGAUGGCUACUUUCGGUGUCUCUCAGGUCGCUGCAACAUUGGGUCUGACGCUGUUCGUGGCCGGAUACGCCGUUGGCCCCAUGAUCUGGGCGCCGAUGUCCGAAAUACCCCAGAUCGGACGUAAUCCAGUAUACAUCCUCACGCUCGCAGCCUUUGUCGCGCUGCAAGUACCCGUUGCACUUGCAUCCAACUUUGGCAUGCUUCUAGCUUUCCGAUUCCUGACUGGCUUCAUCGGCUCCCCGUCCUUAGCGACAGGAGGUGCGUCAAUCGCAGACAUGUACUCGCCAGCGAAGCGAACAUACGGCCUCACGGUAUGGGGCAUCGGUGCCGUUUGUGGGCCGACCCUGGGCCCACUUGUUGGAGGCUUCGCUGCAGAAGCCAAGGGCUGGAACUGGCCAAUCUGGGAAUUGAUGUGGCUGUCCGGUUUCGCUUUGUUCAUGUUUGUCUUUCUUUUGCCAGAGACAUCAUCAUCAAACAUUCUUUACCGACGGACUCGCCGUCUGCGCAAGCUGACCGGGAAUGACAAGCUCAUAUCAGAACCUGAGCUGAUCGGUAAAGAUAUGACCGGGAAAGACAUUGCCAUGAUGACUCUCGUCCGGCCCUUCACAUUGCUUUUCACCGAGCCCAUUGUGUUCGCUCUUGACCUUUACAUCGCCCUCAUAUACGGUCUUCUUUACAUCUGGUUUGAGUCGUUUCCGAUUGUCUUCGUUGAUAUAUACGGUUUCAGUCUUGGUAUGGAAGGUUUAGCAUUCCUUGGCAUUCUCAUAGGAGUCUUUGUGGUAUUGCCCCCUUUCGUCUGGUAUCAAUACAAAUAUGUCGAGCCCAAGUUCAACGAGAACGGCGAGCUGAAACCGGAACUACGCCUCCCCCCGUCAUUCGUCGGCGCAUUUGCGAUCCCCAUCUGUCUGUUUUGGUUUGGCUGGUCGAGCAGACCAGAUAUCCACUGGAUCAUGCCCAUCAUCGGUACGGCCUGGUUCUCUGUCGGCGCAUUCCUCCUCUUUAACUCGGUCAUGAACUACCUCUCCGAUGCGUACCCUGACAUGUUACGUGUGCUCGAGCGAUCUGAACAUAGCUCACCCUCAAAUGCAAUUCCGAUGGCUACUCCUGAGUGA